AUGUUCCUGACUGCUUUGUACUGCCUGCUGUGGACUUUCCAGACCUCUGCUGGCCAUUUCCCUCGAGCCUGUACCUCCUCUGAGAACCUGAUGGAGAAGGAAUGCUGCCCACCAUGGGAGGGUGACGGGAGUCCCUGUGGCCAGCUUUCAAGCCGGGGUUCCUGUCAGGACAUCAUUCUGUCCAAGGCACCACUUGGACCUCAGUUCCCCUUCUCAGGGGUGGACGACCGGGAGUCUUGGCCCUCCGUCUUUUAUAAUCGGACCUGCCAGUGCUUUGGCAACUUCAUGGGAUUCAAUUGCGGAAAUUGUAAGUUUGGCUUUUGGGGACCCACCUGCACAGAGAGGCGACUUUUAGUGAGAAAAAACAUCUUUGAUUUGAGUGUCCCAGAGAAGAACAAAUUUCUUGCCUACCUCACUUUAGCGAAACAUACUACCAGCCCAGACUAUGUCAUCCCCACAGGCACCUAUGGCCAAAUGAAUAAUGGGUCAACACCUCUGUUUAAUGACAUCAACGUUUAUGACCUCUUUGUCUGGAUGCAUUAUUAUGUGUCAAGGGACGCACUACUUGGGGGCUCUGAAAUCUGGAGAGACAUUGAUUUUGCUCAUGAAGCACCAGGUUUCCUGCCUUGGCAUAGACUCUUCUUGCUGCUGUGGGAAAAAGAAAUCCAAAAGCUGACAAGGGAUGAGAACUUCACUAUUCCAUACUGGGAUUGGCGAGAUGCAGAAAAUUGUGACGUUUGCACAGAUGAGUACAUGGGAGGGCGCAACCCUGCAAACCCUAAUCUACUCAGCCCAGCAUCCUUCUUCUCCUCUUGGCAGGUCAUCUGCAGCCAAUUGGAGGAGUACAACAGCCGUCACGCUUUAUGCAACGGGACGUCCGAGGGACCGAUACUGCGCAAUCCUGGAAACCACGACAAAGCCAGGACCCCAAGGCUCCCCUCCUCAGCUGAUGUGGAAUUUUGCCUGAGUUUGACCCAGUAUGAAUCGGGUUCCAUGGAUAAAGCUGCCAACUUCAGCUUUAGAAAUACACUGGAAGGAUUUGCUAGUCCACUUACUGGGAUAGCAGAUGCCUCACAAAGCAGUAUGCACAAUGCCUUGCACAUCUACAUGAAUGGAACGAUGUCCCAAGUACCGGGAUCUGCCAACGAUCCCAUUUUCCUUCUUCAUCAUGCAUUUGUUGACAGUAUUUUUGAACAGUGGCUUCGAAGACACCAUCCUCUUCAAGAAGUUUAUCCAGAAGCCAACGCACCCAUUGGGCACAACCGGGAAUCCUACAUGGUUCCUUUUAUACCUCUCUACAGAAAUGGUGAUUUCUUUAUUUCAUCCAGAGAUCUGGGUUAUGACUAUAGCUACCUACAAGAUUCAGGACCAGACAGUUUUCAAGAUUACAUUAAACCCUACUUAGAACAAGCAAGUCAGAUCUGGCCAUGGCUCAUUGGGGCAGCCGUGGUAGGGUCUGUCCUCACUGCUGUGCUGGGAGGACUCACUAGCCUGUUGUGUCAUCGAAAGAGAAAGCAGCUUCCUGAAGAAAAGCAACCACUCCUUAUGGACAAGGAGGACCACCACAGCUUGUUGUAUCAAAGCCAGUUAUAA
Balaenoptera ricei (Rice's whale) is the source of this 1593-nucleotide messenger RNA. It is a transcript of the gene TYR, whose product is annotated as tyrosinase. Gene Ontology annotation, molecular function: tyrosinase activity. NCBI's taxonomy places the organism in Eukaryota, Metazoa, Chordata, Mammalia, Artiodactyla, Balaenopteridae. Bases 1 to 1593 code for a protein of 530 amino acids. The transcript is spliced from 5 exons. The record is from RefSeq and is a predicted model, not a curated record. Gene Ontology annotation, biological process: pigmentation; melanin biosynthetic process.